This is a messenger RNA of Sipha flava (yellow sugarcane aphid), 2214 nucleotides long. RefSeq lists its product as uncharacterized. The transcript has 4 exons. The record is from RefSeq and is a predicted model, not a curated record. Bases 128 to 2161 code for a protein of 677 amino acids. Gene Ontology annotation, biological process: cilium organization. NCBI's taxonomy places the organism in Eukaryota, Metazoa, Arthropoda, Insecta, Hemiptera, Aphididae. Gene Ontology annotation, cellular component: ciliary basal body.
CCGGCUCAGUAUAUGAUAAGUAUAAAGACUUUAUUCAUGUAUCUAAUGCUUUAAAAGUGACAACAUCUUCUUUUAUCUCAAUAUUUAAUCUAACAGUGAAUUUAUUUAAUAUCACACGUUAAAAAGUAUGUCUGCGAAUUAUACUUGUAAUCAAUUCGAUAAAGCAUACAAACCCACAAGAUUAGGAAAUUGGGAAGUUCCUAAAUGGCAUUUAAAUCGACCGAAAGGUCGUUCGACUGUCACGAAAGUCAUUGCGAACGACAAAGGACAUUUGUUACCCGGAGUUCAUAAAACCGAUCAAAAACAUUGGGCGGGUCUUUACUUAGGAACAUAUCAGUUACCGAAACGAAUUUCGAAAGAAAACGCAAUAGAAUUAUCCAAUCCGAAGUGUGAGACCUGGAUGAAACGUUCUUAUCACCAUCCAUUUAUCGACCACGGCCAACGAAAUAAAAACGAAAACCAUAAACUCGAAAAGAUAAAUAACAAGGAUAAAUCUAUGAAGAACGAAGAUACAGAUAGAGAUUCAAUAAAAUCAGCGGUUUCAAAUGUGCCAGUUAAAAGUUCAGCGGUCGAAACCAUCCAGAAUUGCACGUCGGCGAACGAUGACAACGACAGCGGCAGCGGAGUGGCGAAAGAUGGGGUUGGAAGAGCAGGCGGUGUGGCGCCCGCGAGAACGCCGUCGAGUCCUGCGCUUAGCCGCAUAAGCGCGGGCGACGACGAUGGUAACGAAAACAAAAACGACGUUAACGAACGAGAAGAACCGGUGGCCGAGAGAUCGGAACCACCGGGCCGCCGGUACGGGGACGUGCACAAGCACCACGGGCUGCCGGACACUAUCGAGGACGCGGUGUACCGGUCGCUGCAGACGAAGCGGCACAAACACCCGGGACUGGGGCUGAACGGCUGUUGGCCCAAGUGUUCCGCGGUGGCGUACAAAUCGUUCAACGAUCCGGGGCCGACGCAGUGCAGCAAGCUGCGGGUGUACCGACCCAAGACGUCGUUGUCGGACUGUGAGAACAAGGGAUCCACGAGGCGACGUUCGGGCGGCGGCGGAACGGAGCCGCGACCAAAGACGUGCGGUUCCGUCAUGACGGUCGACCAAUUGACCGACAUAAAGCUGGCCCUGUGUUGGGACCUGGACGCGCCGUUCGACCGGGACCGGCCGCCCGACGAGCCAGCCGUAUUCCACAAGGUUCGGCAACAGCGGCCGCCGUGCGGAGGAGGAAUAGACGGCGGUGGCCGAAAACUGCAAAACUCUUCGGCCGUCAUGGGUUUCGUCGGAAAUGGUAACGACGUGGUCGACUCGAGCGACGUGGUGCCGGAAGCGCGGCGCAUGCAGUCUCGUGAGUGUCUGCUGAAAAAUCGUAACCUAUCGGCCGUCAUGGAACUGAUACCGAACAAAGACCGACCAGUGGACGAUGGAGGCCACAGAUCGGUGCCCGAGACCGCCGAGCGAAACGAUGACGUCCCGGCGGCCGAGGUGGACCAAAUCGUUCCGGACAAACCUUCAUCGUCCUCGUCGACUGUUCGUCAUCGUAGCAGUAAAGACCUUGGUACCGGCCGGGACGAGGGGAAGUCGAACGGCGAUCGGGACGUGACGAACAACGAUGACGGAAAACAUCACGACGAUGACGACAACGGCAGGGGCGGUUCGGAGGACACGCGACCAACGCGUAGACGAAGAAUUUCUCCGACGGCCGGUCAUUCGUCUGGACGUCCACGUCAUCGCAGCCGUCAUCAUCAGGACGCGGAAAGGGAGAUGGUGAUGAAGAACCACCAACGGCGUAGAAACGCUUGCCGGCCGUGUUUGGCAUGCGACGAUCCGACCGUGGUGGCCGCGGCCAACGGUCAGAAGGAUCACGAUGAGUGUCACCACUACAAGAUGGCGUUUAAGGCUGGCGUGCCGGUCAGCACACCGGUCAAAUGCCGCGCGGCCGCUGCCAGCAAACCGGGUAAAUACCUAAAGGUGCCCAAACCAAAGACCACCAACUCGGACAAGAAGAAGUAUGUCAUUGGUACGCUGCUACCUCCGUUCUCCAUGUGGCCCGGCACCACUGCCCGGGACUACCCGGAACACUGGAGGUUGACGUCCGUAUACCGACAAGCGUUCAAACCACUGGAACUGCGCAAACAGCCUCUUCUGCAAACGAUUUACUUGUAAAGAUCACGAGAUCACUGCGAUCGAUCGCGCUUUCGUAUAUAUAUACAUACGUA